UAGUACAUUAUCAGUGUCGUGUAAUGACUUGUAAUGGAAGUAGUGUAAACAGUUAACAAUAUGAGUAAUGUUACUUUGAGAAUAAUACGGAAAACAAUUAAAUGGAAAUUUAAUAUGUUUAUCUUUUGGAUAUUAUUGUUAAGUGUGUUCGAUAAAUGUUUAGCAACAGAUAUUAUUACACGACGAAUUGACGCUAAUAAUACAAAUUCAAAAAUCCUUGAACAGUUAAAUACAUUGCAACUUACAGCUAAAAUUAAUAUUACGGAUGAUGUGGAAAUUGCAGAAAAUGUAGACUUAAAUAAUAUUAAACGAAAUGCAUCAAAACAAGUGAGACCGGGACAAACUGUUCGUUAUUAUUCUAUAGAAAUAAUUGUUAAUGGUGAUAAAUUCAAUGGUCGGGCUACACUUGAUGUUCGACUGACUACAUCAACAAGCAGAUAUCCAGUUAUUCUUCAUGUAGAAGAUUUAGACAUACAUUCAGUAUAUACAGGAUAUAAUAACCCAAACUUUUUGAGUGAUUUUGAAGUUUAUGAUGGCUUAUUAGAAAUUAGACCCGCACACUCUUUUAGUGACUUGAUGAUUCUCAUUGAGUACAGUGGGUCAUUGGGAAGUGAUGGUCGAGGAGGAAUUUACCGAGGGCAAUACGGUGACAGCACAUAUAUAGCAAUGAAUUUAUAUCCAACAAAUGCAAGACGAGUUUUUCCUUGCAUGGACGAACCGACGGCAUCAUCAGAUAUUACGUUUAGUUUUAAAAAUCUCAAUUAUAAUUUCAUUUUGUCUAAUUCUUUAUUAGAAAACAAGGAUCCGCACCAAUUCCACCCUUUGGUAACUCCUCCACAUCUUUGGGGCGUGGUAGCGCACAAUUUUCUAAACAUUGCAUGGCCUAUCUCAAAGGUUUUUGUAUUUGGACGUCCAGGACUAAGGAAUCAACAUGAACUCGCCUCAAUUACUAUCAGUCAGUAUUAUAAUAAUCUCAAUAUGUGGACUGGAAAGAACUAUUUCAACAUACAGGACAACCAAGCAGAUAAAUUAAUUAUAAUUGCCUUUCCUGAUAUUUCCAAAGAGUGGUAUUCGCUCUCUGUGAUUGGAAUAUGGGAGCCUUACAUUUGCAUGGAAUAUGAACAUUCAGUAAAGCAAAGAAGUAUUGGCUUUAUAAAGAUAGCAGAAGCUCUGUCCAGACAUUGGUUCGGAUAUGGCAUAUAUCCAGAGAACUGGAAACACGAAUGGAUAGUAUCAGGUCUCGGAAUAUAUGCUGCUUGGGAUAUAUUUAGAGAGUAUCAAUCUGAUCUUUUAAGUACAGACACAUCGCUUCUAGACGUCAACAGUUUAUUUGUCACGGAGAUUAUACAAGAAAGUUUACUUCGAGAUGCCUAUAUAAGUUCUCAAGUUUUACAACCGCUAGAUGACUUGUUUGAUGAAAUGAGUAUUAGAAAUAACAUUAAUGGACUUAUCAAAUAUAAAGCACCGGCAAUAAUGAGGAUGCUGAGACUCGCACUUGGUGAUAAAGACUUUAUACAAAUUGCAGCUAGACUCUUACUAGAAUUCAGGUCUGUUAAUACAGUAAAUACUUUUCGUUUUAUCGAUGCUAUUAAUAGUGAGUGGAUUGCAACUGGCAAUGGUUUAAUAGACAAUAUGGCGGAAUUUGUGAAUUCAUGGGCACAGAAUACCGGAUAUCCGACCCUUCAUGUCAGUAUAAGAAGAAUGGGAAUAUUUGUCACUCAGGAGCGAUUUUCUUUUACUUACCAAUCAGGUGUAGAUGUCAUAUAUCCGGUACCGAUAACUUAUACAACAAGUGCGAAUCCUAACUUUACCUCUCAAAAUACAUAUCCACAAAUAGUAAUGCAGCAUGUGAUGUCAAUAAAUAUGGUUUUGGAUGACAAUGAUUGGGUACUUCUUAAUAUUCAAGGCCAAGGAUAUUAUCGUGUCAAUUACGAUAUUGAUUUAUGGAAGAGACUGAUCGCAGCUCUUGAAGAUCGUGACACGAGAGAUGUCAUCCAUCCACUGAAUCGAGCCACCUUAGUGGACGAUGCGUUGAAUCUGGCAAGAGCAAAAAAACUGAGCUACGACAUAGCUUUCCGCGUCGUUUUGACUAUGGAACAUGAAGUUGAGUACUCCGCUUGGAAAGCGUACGUGAGGAAUAUGGACUAUAUAAGGAGACGUCUCGAUGGAGCAGCAGUAAACAGCGACCACAGGGAUUCAGACGCUUACUUGUAUAUUCUUCGAAAAGUUAUUAGCAGAUUCGAAAAGGAAAUCGGAUUUUAUCCGAUUGUUUCAAAUGAGCCUGCAAUAACGUCGCUAACACGAGGAUUGGUUAUGGACCAUGCUUGCAGGGCUAACUAUCAGCCUUGUAUCGAGGCAGCCAUAAAUUGGUUCUACGAACCUGAUAGCAAAAGAACUGUUCUGAAUCCACACAUACCAUAUGAUAUCAGACCGGCAGUAUACUGUGCUGUUGUGAAAGAGGGUGGUGAUCAGGUAUUGUCACUAUUGCAAAACCGUCUCAAGAUAGAGCCAACGAUGUAUGAACGCGUUGUCAUAUUGGAGUCAUUUGGCUGCUCUCAAGAUGACGCAUUUAUAAAAACGUUUCUUCAAGAGACCAUAGACGAAAAUAGCCCCUACAGUGUUGAGGAAAGAUCCAAGAUUUUUGAAGCCGUAGCCAAAAGCAAUUAUGACAACAUCGAUAUAGCUUUAUCAUUUAUAACGAGGAACAUUGAAGUAAUUAGGAAUAAAUAUGGCGGUCCGGAAAAAUUGGAAGAAAUUAUGUAUAUAGUGGCUGAUAACUUAGUGGAUGAAAAUCAAACUUUAUACUUUGAACAAUGGGUGUACUCGGUGAACAGUAGUUUAGGUGAUUCUCUUAAUGCCGCAGAAAAAGCAAGGGAUUUAGCUAAUGAAAAUUUUAAUUGGGUUAUUUCUCAUAUAGAUUCGAUUUAUGAAUUGUUGUUGGAAAUCGCAGAUGAAGAUGAUAAUGGCAAUGGGAAUGGCGAAUGUAGUGGAGAUGAAGAUUGUGAAGAGAACAGCGGCGAUGAAUGCGACAAAAGUAGUGAUGAAGAUUGUGAAGGGAACAGCGGAGACGAAUGCGACAAAAGUAGUGGAGAUGAAGAUUGUGAAGAGGACAGCGGAGACGAAUGCGACAAAAGUAGUGAUGAAGACUGUGAAGAGAACAGCGGAGACGAAUGCGACAAAAGUAGUGAUGAAGAUUGUGAAGAGAACAGCGGAGACGAAUGCGACAAAAGUAGUGAUGAAGAUUGUGAAGAGAACAGCGGAGACGAAUGCGACAAAAGUAGUGGAGAUGAAGAUUGUGAAGAGAACAGCGGAGACGAAUGCGACAAAAGUAGUGAUGAAGAUUGUGAAGAGAACAGCGGAGACGAAUGCGACAAAAGUAGUGGAGAUGAAGAUUGUGAAGAGGACAACGGAGGCAAAAGCAAUGAAAGUAACGGAACUGAAGAUUGCAAUGAGAUUGGCAAUGAAAAUAACUCAAACGAAUGCAAAACUGAUGGUGGGGAUGAUGCUCCGAAAUUAUUAUUCUCUUUUAUUAUGACUACUUUAUGUCUAUCAAUUACUACAUUCAAUUUUUAUACUGAUGUAUAGUAUUAACACAUAAAUCAUACAUAUAUAAUGGACAUUACAAUAAUUUCAAUCUUUUAUUGUCUAUGGAAUUUUUUAGUUAUUUCAUUUUCAUUUAAGAGUUUCCUCUUGUCGGUUCAACUAAUUCAUGCAUCUUCCUCCAGCCAGCUCUAUCCCAGGCCAUAUCCUUUAUCUCCCUAUACGAAAUGACGCCUAGUGUUUCCUUUAUCUGUCUCAUGUAGUUAACCCUCGGUCUUCCUCUUCCUCUUUUGCCCUCUAUCUUUCCUUCUAUUAUUAGUUAUAAUAUCAUAAAAUAUAAACUCAAGUAUAAAUUAGCCAUCGCAUACCUCUUUAUUUUUCUAGAGCUACCAUUACAUAAUUAACAGAAAUUCCUCGAGUGUUGUAGACAUUCAAAUAUAUUGAGAAUUCACAUGUAAAACAAAGAAAAUCGGCUUUAUAAGAACGCGGCCAAAAUAAUUUUUCUCUAGUCCUCAUAAUUAUAACUAGUCUCCCUUAUACAAUGCCCUAAGGAUUGUUUCUAAGCUGCUGAAACAGUUGAAUCCAUUGGCACUCUUUAAAACAUUUGAGGUUCAUUUAUUUAAUGCGGGUUAUUAUGCAUUUCGUUCACUUCUAAUUGUUUUUCUCCUCUAUCCUUUGGUAAAUUCAUUUACACUUCAGCUCGUCAUCGAUAUAUCUAUAUAGUCUGUCUCCAAUAAAUAUAUUCAAAAAUUCUGUAUUAAUGGAGCUGUCACCGACUCGGUGUCGGUACAUUUUGAAAACAUAAUUAUUUUUAUUUGACAAUAAUAAAAAAGGUGAAAACUGAAUGUGGUAUAUUUUCUACAAAUGUCAUAUAUUGAAGAGUUAUAUACGUUAGAUUAGUUUAUCAUUCAUUGAGUACAUUAUAGUUUCUUACCAAUCGAGGACUUCCGACUUUUACUUCUUUAAACUGAUUUGUCCAUAAAGGUUAAAUUCUAUACUAUAAUUAGGUAUAUUCAAACGGUGACAAUCGCCAUUUUGUCAAUGAACUUAAAAAUUAAUUCUACGAUUUAAUAAAGCAUGCCAAACAUUGUAUUGAUGUUGAAGUACACAAUUUUGAAAAAGAUAAGAGAUAAUAAAUUUUUCGAAUAUAA
Molecule: messenger RNA, 4691 nt
Organism: Galleria mellonella (greater wax moth)
Lineage: Eukaryota; Metazoa; Arthropoda; Insecta; Lepidoptera; Pyralidae
Product: aminopeptidase N-like
Exons: 14
Coding region: 61-3585 (1174 amino acids)
Biological process (GO): proteolysis; peptide catabolic process
Cellular component (GO): cytoplasm
Molecular function (GO): zinc ion binding; metalloaminopeptidase activity; peptide binding
Source: RefSeq, a predicted model, not a curated record